CUAUUUAUUUUUCAUUUCAAGGUUGCCUUAUAGUCUGCAUUGAUCGUGCGACACGUUUGGUGAAAUCACAACAAUCUGCAGGAAAAGAGUACGUAACUGUAUUCAAACUUCAUGCUCCAGUUGAUGGAGGGAUCCCUAAAGUAAUACAGGGCCUUGAAAAACUCAGAGGUGCUCUUUUCCAAAGGCCACCUUUAAUAUCAGCCGUUAAGAGACAACUUAGAGUUAGAACAGUAUAUGACAGCAAAUUGUUUGAUUAUGAUGAAACUCGUAAUAUGGGUGUUUUUUGGGUAAGUUGCGAAGCAGGUUCAUAUAUUCGGACAAUGUGCGUACAUUUGGGUUUAGUGUUGGGAGUUGGGGGACAAAUGUUAGAAUUGCGGCGAGUGAGAUCAGGAAUACAAUCUGAAAUGGACGACACAAUGACGUUACACGAUGUAUUAGAUGCUCAGUGGAUGUAUGAAAAUCACAAUGACGAACAGUACCUAAGGCGGGUGAUAAGACCACUGGAGGGUCUCCUUAUAUGUCAUAAGAGAAUUAUUAUGAAAGACAGCUCGGUGAAUGCCGUGUGUUAUGGGGCCAAGAUCCUUUUACCAGGAAUUUUACGCUAUGAAGACAACAUAGAAUUAAAUGAAGACAUUGUUAUUGUAACGACGAAAGGUGAAGCGGUAGCGCUUGCCGUCGCACUCAUGACAACAGCAACUAUUGCUAGUUGUGACCAUGGUGUCGUAGCAAAAAUAAAGCGAGUAAUUAUGGAACGAGACACGUACCCCCGUCGAUGGGGACUUGGGCCGCGGGCCAGCCAAAAGAGGUCGUUGGUUGCACAAGGGUUAUUAGACAAAUACGGCAAACCCAACGAGAACACACCGAAGGAAUGGCUCAAUAGUUACGUUGAUUACGCUGUGAAAAAGGAGCCUAGCGAAGCAGUACAAAUUAAACAAGAAGUAGAUGAAGACCAUAGCAAAAAGAGAAAAGCUGCUAAUUUGGAUACAACGGCUGAAAGCAUGGAUACUUCGGUGGCAGGCGAAGGAUCGACGUCCGAAGUUCAAAAAGAGAAGAAAAAGAAGAAAAAACGUAAGAAAACGGACGAAGAAAACGCCACAACAGAAAGCACUACCACUGUAGAAGAUCCAGUUUCUUCGGAAAUUGAGGUGAAAAAAGAGAAAAAGAAGAAAAAGAAAAAAGAUAAGGAACAACAAGAUCAAGAAUAACCUUUUACCUUUUGACAUGCAUCAUACCACAUUGGUUACAAUAAUUUUAAACCGUUAGUUUCUUCCUUUUUUUUAUGUAAUUCUUAAGUACAUAUAAGGACCAUUGCAAUGUGAAUAGUGCUAAUUUUUCUUUAUAGAAAAAGGAAUAUUUCUGUUUUUAAGCAGAAACAAAACAAAGUUGUACGUGAAGCUGUUGAACGAAUGUUUUAAUAAAAAAAGUUUC
This is a messenger RNA of Agrilus planipennis (emerald ash borer), 1428 nucleotides long. RefSeq names its product H/ACA ribonucleoprotein complex subunit 4-like. Gene Ontology annotation, biological process: box H/ACA sno(s)RNA 3'-end processing; snRNA pseudouridine synthesis; mRNA pseudouridine synthesis. The record is from RefSeq and is a predicted model, not a curated record. The transcript is spliced from 6 exons. Gene Ontology annotation, molecular function: pseudouridine synthase activity; RNA binding. Lineage: Eukaryota; Metazoa; Arthropoda; Insecta; Coleoptera; Buprestidae. The coding region runs from base 273 to 1205 and encodes 310 amino acids. Gene Ontology annotation, cellular component: box H/ACA snoRNP complex.